GUUUUAUAGGUAUUUGGAGGAGGCACUUUGGGCACCAGAUAUUAUUUUCAGUAGUUUGUGGUAUUACUUAAGUAAAAGUCGGCGAUAUUUGAAGAUUUGCUAAAUUAUCUAACAUUAUCAAUGGCAGCAAAACAGAGGAAUAUUUUCACACGAAGUAAACCUUUAUUGAAUAUAUAUAGUACAGUCGAUCAUGAGGGGAAAGAGGUUGAAGUGCGUGAAGACGCGGAACAGUUGGUCAAAUGGCACGAAAUAUCAGAUGCUCUAGUGGCAGCCGGUUAUUACCGAGCACAACUUCAGGGUUUGUCCGCCUUUGAUAAAAUUGUGGGUGGACUUACUUGGUGUAUAGAGCUUUGUGAUAUUGAUGUAGACAUUAGUCUUUUAUUUGAGGAAAAUCUUACAAUUGGAAAAAAGAUUGCACUUACAGAAAAAAUUGUGAAAGUCUUGCCUAGUAUGAAAUGUCCAUAUAUAAUAGAACCUCAUCAAAUACAAGGCUUGGAUUUUAUCAAUAUUUAUCCAUUGGUCCAGUGGUUGAUUAAGUAUUCAAGUGAAUUUAGAGAAGCUAAAGAAGAUGAACUUAGAAAAUUUGCAGUUAUGCAAUAUGAAAAAAGUCAUAUGUUUCAAUCAGACAGAGCCUUGUUCCUUCAGAAAGAGAAAUUAUUAAGAAAUCUAACCUUUGUUCAGAAUUUGUAUAAACCAUGCAGAGUCCGUAAAAGGAAGGGUGCCCUUCCUGCAAAUGAACUCGAACAAGUGAAUGCAACACUUUCAGAAUAUGAUCAACGCACCCUUAUGCAUGUGUCCAUAAACAAGGAAAAUAAUAAAAACGAUGAAGGUCUUGAUUUCUUGUAUGAUUAUGAGAAGACUCUUGCUGAUCCAUCUGCAAUAACAAUAGUGACUGAUAAAUAUGAAAAAGUGGCAGAUGUCAAUAUAGAUGCAGCAGAUACAAAAAUACAUUAUGCUGUGCUCCAGUCUGAACUAACAGGUGAAGUUUCCAAAGAACUAGAAAUGAGUGAGAAACUAAAAUACUCUGAAGAUGUUGACAGACUCACUAAAGUAAUUGAAGCAAUGGAAAAAGACAUAGAGGUCUUUAAAAAAGAUCAUGUUCAAAGGAUGGAAAAUGCCCAGAAAGAAUAUACUAGUCUGGUGGAUAAACUUAAGAGAAUAACCUGCAAGCUUAUGGGUUCAGAUGAUCAUAGUGAAAAGAAUGUUAAAGAAUUUUAUAAAUCUUUAAAAGAAUUGGCUCGCGAGAGACAUGAGCUCAUUCAAAUUUUACAACACAGAGAAAAAGAACACAAAAAACUUGAAGAAGAAUUAAGUGUCAUAAAGGAUCCAAAUAAGGUGAUUAUAGAUCAGCCUUUGAGUCCUGAAGAAUUGAAAGAGUUCCACCAACGGGAGGAGAAAUUAAAAUCGUUUAUCACAAGCAUGAGAUUGGAGUUAGCUAGGUCCAAUCGGGAGGUGCUCAGGUAUACUAUGGCUAUAGACGAGGUACCGGGAACCGCUGAAUUAUUACAAUAUGAAAAAAGAUUUAUGGAGCUCUAUAAUCAAGUUGCAUCAAAGCACAGAGAAACUAAGCAGUAUUACAUAUUUUAUAAUACACUAUAUGAAGUUAAGUUAUAUACUUCUAAAGAGCUAAGUUUGCUGAAUUCUAUUUUGGAUAAUUAUGAUGAAGCUAUGUCUUCAGCUAGAUCAAGAGAGGAGUUUAUGACUCAAUUCGAGUCAAUAGUGGAAUGGGUUAAUCAAACAGUGAGAAAAGUAGAAGAAAAGUAUCGAGCUGAGAAAGAACGCAAAACAGCUCUCCACAAAGAAUACUCAUAUCUACUAGAAAUCCAACGGCAAUAUGCAGCUGCACUCAAGAAGUUGGCUGAAGAAAGACAAAAGAUUAACAGGGGAAGACAGAGUUGAUUUGUUACUUAUUCCAAUGUGAACUUUAGUGCAAUAGUCUUAAAGGUGUUUAUAUAAAUUUUAUAUUUCUAGUCUCGUACGAUGGUUUUUAUACUUUUGUAUAAAUGCAUUUUAUGAUAACGUAAUUAUCAUAUAAUUAGUAUGAGACGUGAGUUUUUAAGGACGAACAAAAAACUAUUCUGAUCGACUAUUUGGAAGGUAUGAAUCCUUUAAAGCCGAUUUGCAUUUUUUCAAUAAAUAUGCGACAGGUAGAUAUUCUUCUAAUGAUUUACGAGCAAAUAUAUCGAUUGGCAAAAAAAUGUACCACUUCAAUUUUAUCAUUGAUUCUUUUCUUUAUUUUUAAUUGGUCUUGUAUAAUAUAAAAGCUAAAUAAAAAGUAGGUUAAUUUAAAAAAAAAAACACGCAAUCAAUAAAAAUAAUAUUAUUUUGAAACACUAUCACAACGCCAGAUUCGAUAGAUGGUCUAUUUUAUUGGUCACUGGUAUAUUUACCCAGUUUUUUUUUUAUUGUUUAAAAAUAUUUAUUAUUGAUGUUUGUUUUAUGUCUUUGUUGGAUUUAGUUGUACAUAAUGUGCACGAUGAAAGUUUACUAUAUCAACCAAGAUGCAGGCAACAUGUUUUUAUUUAUAAUAUUUGGUUAGGCCGGUCCAUAAUAUAAUUGCUCAGAUUCUUUCGAAUUGUACAAAGUUAAUUUAUUUUAGUUAUUAUAAAUGUGAAUGAAUAAAACAUAUUAUUUAAAUAUGUAAUAUUUAAGUUUUACAAUAUUUUAGCUGAGUUGCAGCUGCAAAAUGCAGUAUGCGUAAUGUUAUCUAUUAUUUAUUAAGACUGAAUAUAGCUUACUGUAUUGUUUCAUUUAAGAAGUUUUGCUGAGUAAUAUAAUUUUGUUUG
This is a messenger RNA of Diatraea saccharalis (sugarcane borer), 2786 nucleotides long. NCBI's taxonomy places the organism in Eukaryota, Metazoa, Arthropoda, Insecta, Lepidoptera, Crambidae. The record is from the annotation of a GenBank genome assembly.